AUGAAGAAAAUACAAGAAUCUGCUGCUUUUCAAUAUAUUCGAAGUCGAUUUGAACAAUCUGAUGCGAAACAAUUGGAUCGUUUUUUUCAAAUUUUGAUCGAUGCUCCUAGAAAUCCUAGUUUAAUAAAUAUUGAUGGUCAACUUGAUCUUCAUGCUGUACUUGCAACACCAUUUGGACGUCAAUUAAUCGAACAUGAUGAUAUACUUGAAACACCUUUGAUUCUUUUUCUCUGUGGACUUUUCAUUUAUCCUAAUUUAUAUCAAGGACGUCGUUUACAAAUUAUCUCCAAUUGGAAACAACUUCAAAAUCAAAUCAAUAUUCGUACAUUGAAUCCAUUUGAUCUACUUAUUUAUUGUCCAAAUAAAAAUUCGUUUGAUUGUUGUCUAAUUUCUAUUGAAAAUGGCUCUCAUUCAAUAUUGAUUCAUAUGUUUAGUUUACAACAAGAUAUUGUAACAAAUGAAUUGAAUAUGAUUUUAAAUGAAAUUUUACCUGAUGAAAUCAAAUAUCAAAUUGUACAAGAAUAUUUACCUCAUAUUGAUGGAAUUCUAUCAGAUAAUGAUCAACAAACAUUUGGAUUUGCUUGUCUUUUAUAUUUAUAUAAAAAAAUAAAUACAUCAAUGACAAAUUCAAUAAGUAAUAUCUACGAUCAAAUAAUUAUUAUUUAUGAUCAACUUAAACAAUUUGUUAAACAUAAUGCAAUCGAAAGAAAACCAUUGAUAAUUUUUAUUUAUCAACAAUUUAUUCGAUUAGAAAAUGAAUUUGAAAAUCUUCAAAAACCUAAUCUUAAUGAUGAUUUAUGGAUAACAAUAAUUCAAUCAAUGUGGACAUUUAUAAAACCUUAUCAAGAUGCUUUUUCAUCAGUUAUUGUACAAAAUAUUUAUCAAGAAUUAAAAUAUUCAAUUCAAUCAAUUCAACCACCUGAUCUUAGUAGUUGUUUAACAUCUUUAGCAUUUAUAAAAUCUUUAACAACAAAUUAUAGUUGUGUUCAUAUGAUUGAUGAACAUUUACUUAAAAUUGGUAAUUUAAAUGAUAAUAGACGUGUUCAAGAUUUUCAACUUCUAUUUGAUUUUAUUAAAAAAUCAAUUCAUCUUCUCAAAUUAAUCAUUCAACAUGUUACUUUUGGUGGUUAUCAAUUUCCAGAUGAACUCUAUAAAUCUACACCAGAUACAAUUGGACAUCUUGAAAUGAUCUUUCGUUCAACAUUAUCAUUGAUUGAUAUUGUUAAUGGACAUAUAAAAGUUAGUGUCAAACAAUCGAAACAACAAUUUAAAGAAUUUCAAGAGAAAUUAGAUCAAUGUUUAACAAAUCUUCAUUUACCAACUUCUCUUCUCUCACGUUUUGGACUUAUUAAUUUUGUUACGUUUCUAGCACCAUUAUUUGAUGAAAAUCGAGAAGAUCCUUUAUUAGUUAAUUUAGAAUCACAUGGAUCAAAGACAAAUUCAUUUACAAAUAUUGAUCCAAAAGACUAUCGAAGAAAAACAAUGCAAAGUAAAAUCGAUGUAACAAUAACUAAUAUUAACAGUUUAUUAUCACGUGCCGGUCAAUUACCACUUCGACCUCAUUAUAUUAUUCAACAUAUACAUCAAACAUUACAUAAAUUAAAAACAUUUGAUAUUGAUCAAGAAAGUGAAACAAGUUUUAAUUGGCUUCUUUCUGAAGAACGAACGUUGACUGAUUUACUUGAAAAUUUUACACGUGAAAUUAAUCAAUAUACAAUAUUUCAUGCUCCAUUACCAAAUGAUCGACCUAUUCAUGAAUUAAAUGAAACUGAAAUUCAAUUAAAUUCAUCUCAUAUAAAAAUAUCUAAUCAUCAAUCGGAUAUAAAAUAUUUUUGUGAAAAUAUUCAUAAUAGUAGUAAAAUUCAUCCAUUCUUAGAAAUGAGUCAAAUUAUUCGAUUAACUCAUGUACAAGUAUCAAAUCAAACAUGGAUACGAGCAAUGUGUCUAUUGACAUCUAAUCAAAAAGAUCAGUUGAAAACAAUUUUAAUUACUCUCAAUGAUGAUUUAACUAUGCAACUUGAACGAAGUUCAAAUAAUAUUGAUAGUGAUCGAACAUUGACUGAUAAUAUUGCUUUGGCUUAUGCUCAAUUUCGAUGUGAUCUAUUAAAUGAAGAAGCUAAUCGUGAUAUGUUAUCAAAUUAUAUUUCUGUUGCUCAUAUUUCAACUGAACUUCAUGAAUGGACAAAAAAGGCAAAUUUAAAUGUAUUUAAUAUGUUAGGAAAUAUUAAACGAAUUCAUGAUGAUUUAAAUCUUGCACAAAAUCAAAUGAAAAAUUUUCCAUCAGAUUCUAGUUGUAAUCUUUUACCGGUUGAUAUAAGACCAGAAGAUCUACUUUGUCUUCUUGCACCAGAACAUACUUCGAUUAUACAAAUGAUUUGUUCAAAAUUCAAUGAUAUCGAAUUAUUUCUCUCAUGUCGUACUGAUAAAGUUGAACCAAUGCAUUUAUCAGCUACAUUAUCAUCCUUAACAGCUACUCAUGGUCUAUCAAGCUAUAUUUAUCGUCAUCAAACAUCGAUGAUAUCUUUAUUUGAUCGACAAAAACAUAUUCAUUAUAUUCUCAAUGCAACAGUUAAUAUCAUUCAACAAUUGAUUGAUUUAUGUAUUGAUCCACAAAUUCAAGAAAGUCUUCUAAUGAAAAUUUGUACAAGUGUUAAAGAAUUAUUUCCUAUUCAAAUGGCAUUGGCGUUGAUAUUAAUGAUUUUAAUCGAUUGGGCAGCAACAAAUCUUGCUGAUUUUAAAGAAAAUCAACAUUUAUUAAAAUUAACAACACUAAAAAAUGAUGAAAUUGAAUUAUUAAAUAUAAAAACAAAUCUCCAUCAACUUGAACAAGAAGCAAAUAAAUUAGAACAAGAUUUAAAUAAACGUCGACGUGAACGAGAAGAUGCUGAAUUAGAACGUAAUAUAGCUACAAUUGAAGAUCAUUUUCUUGUUGAAAAUCUAGAUAAAAAAGUAAAUGAAUGUUAUCAACGUGAAGAAUCUAUUGAAAAAAGCAUAAAGAAAAAACAAACUGAAAUAACAAUAGUUAAACAAAAUCUUGAACAAUUAACAAAUUCAUAUAAUCAUCAAUUAGAACAAAAACAACAACAAUGGAUGAUUAAUCUUCUAAAUUAUUUUGAAAAUAUCUCUCAAAUCAUUAAAACAUAUAUUAUUAGUUUAGGAAAACGAUCUGAAUCAAAUAUUUCAAUAACGACUGAUCUUAAUACUCUUCUCAAAAUUCCAGUAUCAAUUGCUUAUCAAAGCUUACUUGAAAUAACAAAAACUUUUAUUGAUGAUAGUCAAAUUGAUAGUUUACAAAUAUCCAUGUGUGAAAUAUUGAAUGAUGUUCGAUCUCAUUCAAUGUCUUUAGCUGAAACUGAUCCUAUGAAUUUAUUUAUUUCAUUCUAUUGUGACGUGAUAAAUAUUUCACUAUCAUCAUUAAAGAAUUCAUCAAAAAGUUGGAAACAUUAUUCUAAAAUACUUGAAACAUCUCAAAUGAAAUUUUAUAGUGAAAAUAAAAAAAAACAAAAUUUAUGUCAAUUAAAUUUAUCUAUACGAGAACAAUGUUCUUUAUUUCUUAAUCAAAUUCGAACAGGAUAUGAACAAAAUGAUAUUAUAAAAAAUGCUCAAAUUAUAAGUAAAUAUGUACGUAGUGAAGUAAUAAAAUUUGAUACUUUAAUGGCUAAUGAACAAAAUAAACAAGUUCAACAUUUAAUUCGAGAAUUUGAACGAUUUGUUAUUUAUUUACUUAUUGCUGGUUGUCAUUAUUUACAAUUACAACGUGGAAUACGUGAAUCACUUGAUGAUAUUUUAAUAGGUAUAACAACAGAAACAAUUGAUUUAUCGCAAUUUCCACGUACAGAAAUUGAUCUACUUAAUUUAUUAGAUCGAUAUGAAAUGCAAUUAAAAAGUCAUAGUGAUACACUUUUAUUUCUUCCAUUACAUCUUUGUUUUGCAUUCAAUUCAAAUCCAUUUAAUCUUUUUGAUCAAAUUGAACGUUCACUUCAAAUUUUAAUACAAUUUAUUUUACCAUCGGUUUUUCUAAUUGAACGUACAUGGUCAACAAUUGAUAAAUUACUUGAAAAAAUUUCUCAAAAUCUAACUGAUAAUGAAUAUCUUAUUAUCAAUGAUCUAUGUAAUAAAUUCUUAUAUUUAACAGAUGAAUCAUGCUUAAUAAAUGAUCAAGGUGAUUUUGUAUCUAAACAACUUCAAACAAAUUUAUUUGAAUGUUUAUCAAAAUUAAUUGAUAAUUUAUGUGAAGAAUUAUUAAAAAAUCGAUUAAAUAUGAAAUUAUUUUGUGAUGAUCUUAAUCAACGAUGGCAUUUAACAAUGAAAGAAAUGUUUCGUGGAUUUAUUAAAACACAAAAAUUUCAUAUUCAUCGACAACUUACAUGGAAUCAACGUAAAGUUAAACAAAUUAAUAGUUCAUUAUUUUCAUCUGAAAUCAAUGAUACACUUCGAUUAGCAGAUAUUGAAAAAAUUCUUCAACGAAAAAAUACCAUUCUUCAAUCGAUUAAUUUAAAUCAACGUUCAAAAUAUUUAAUGAAUAUUUAUUAUCUUCAAACUAUUUAUCAAUUGACAAUUGGUGGUAUUGAUAAUUUAGAAUUAAUCAUUAUGAAUAUGCCAAUGGAAAAUAUGGAUUAUGAUCUUUAUUUUAAAUUACUUUAUUCAACACGUGAUAUCUAUAAUUUAAGUGAAAAAUUACUUCUUGAACAACCUCUUAUGAAUUUUAUUCAUCAUAAUCAACAGAUUGAAUUGGCUUUUAAAUUACUUGAAAAUAUAUAUCGACAAGAAUAUAGAAUUUUUCAAGAUUUUUAUAUUGUAUCCAAAGAACAAGUAGAAAAUAGUUCUAAUGAUUUAUGGAGUUCAAUUGAUUUUCAUUCACUUGUCAAACAAGUAACAGAAGCUAAUGAACAAUGGAUCAAUGCUGGAAAAGAUUUUAUACAAUUACGUCGAAAAGUUCGAACAAACGAUGAAGCUCUUAUCAAAAAAGUCAAACGAAAAUUAAUGAAUUUUGGACGAAGUUUAAUUUCGAUUUUUUCAUCCAAUACUUAUAAUGAUUUUGAUGAAUGUUUUGCUGUGUUACUUCAAGAUAUUCUCUUAUAUAUGCAAUCACAACAACAUGGUAUACAUGGAAUUUUUACUAUGGCAGAUCAAGGUGAAUUAAAUAAGAUAAUUGAUCUACAUAAAAGAUAUCAAUCAUCACAUAAUCUUGCACUGUUGAAUAAAGAAUUAUUUCCAACAUCUGAAAAUAUAUUUCUUUUACAAAUCGAACGUUUGAACAAAUAUUUGAAGGAAAUUUAUAUUUCGUUUUGGAAUUCAAAUAAAGAAAAAUCUCCAUGUCUUACUUUAACCAUCUCAUUAAACAAUGCAUUGACAAAGAUCAAUAUUGUUCUUAGAACACAAAUAACACAUUUAGCCAUUCAUAACUUUGAUAUUAGUGGCAUGAAAAUGAGAUGGUCAACACUUGUUGAUAAUCAAAUACCAUAUCAUAUAAUAAAUAAUUUGAAAUUAACAUGUCAACCAAUUUAUCAAAAAUAUUGCUUUACAGUAAAUGGCGUUGCAAGUGAUUUGAACAUAUCAACCAUUCCAUCAAUUGGUGACUUACAAAAUAGUUUACGUGAAUUAGAAGAACAACUCAUUGUUCAAAAUCAACAACAUAAAGAAGAAGAAGAAUUUCAAUCAUCACCUAUUACUCGAGCAAUUCAAACAUUGACUAAUCAUAUGAAAGAAAUUCUUCCGAUGAUAAAUUGUCCAAAACUAGGUCCAAAUGAUUUAUCAACUCCUUCGAAUAUCUAUCAUCUAUUCAUGCAAUUACCACAAGUUGAUGUACUAAAGAAAAUCUUCGAUCUAUUAGAUAUCAAGGAAUUUGCAUCGAUUUCACCAUUAAUACAAUUCGUUCAUGAUGACGAUCCAGCAAUAAGACUCUAUUUUCAGUCUGUACAAACUUAUUCAAUGGAAGCAGCUUUUAGUUCAAGUCGACAAUGUCUAUUAGAUGCUAAAGCUCAAUUACAACAUUUCAUCAAUAAUUUACACUUGAAUCGAGUACAUCUGGUUCUAAUUUAUGCAUGGACUAAUGCUCUUUCGAUUCAUGGAUCUUUGGAUACUCAACAAGAAUUUUCUACUAUGUUGAAUGAAUGUACACAGUUGAGUCAAAUACCAAUGGAAAACAAUCAAGAAAAUGUUCAACAUUUGAAUGAAUGUCGACGAGUAUUGAAAGAUGCACAACGUAUCUUUCGAACAAUUAAACGAACAUCAAAUAAUUGGAUUGAAAUUAAACGUCUCAUAAGUUUAUCAUCCUUAACUAUUGAGGAUAAUUUCACUAUGGCAUUUAUUCAUUCAGAAAUGAGUCGUGAUGCUCAUUUAUGGUUGAUUGAAACAAUGAAUAAUGAUGAUAUAUCAACUAGUCUAACAUGUCAUCCAAAAAAGGCUAUCCUUGAUUUUGGUAGUACACUCAGUGGUAUUCAUCAACGAUUGACUCAACGUAUAUUUAUUCAUAAUCAUACUGAUCGAGAUUUGAACUUGCGAGUUGAUCGAACUAUUACGGAUGAUACUGCAUUCGAUGUGACGAAUGAAAAUGUACAAGUUAAUGCUGGUGAUAUGUGUGAAUUUGAAAUAUUCUUAAGACCACCGGCAACGAUUGGCUCAUUCAAUGAAAAUUGGAAUCUUCUUAUCGAUAAUACAAUUACUCUUUCGAAUGUCAUUCAAACUCAAAUUCAAAUUGUCGAGAUCGAUGUCGAAAAAUCAGCUGAUACCAUUGAUUUUGGUUUUGUAGCCUGUAGUAAUAAUCGAAUCGAGAAAACAAUCGAUCUGAAAAAUGUUCUAACAUGUCCUGUACGUAUAAAAUCACAAUUACAAGCAACUGAAAUCAAUCAACGACAAUCUCAUUUGCUUAUUCUCAACAAUGAAUUUGAUUUACCAGCUAAUUCAAUUUUACCUUUUGGUAUCGCACUUGAACCAACUGAUAACAUCGAAGAAGAUAUCGAUGCAGAUGUUUGUCUGGCGAUCAAUUCAGCUAAAAAUCUCAAAUGGAUAAAAGUACUUGCACAUGUUCGACGUUUACAUCUCGCAGUCGUCUAUCAAGGACGUACUUAUAUUGAAAAAAAUUCGUUAGAUCGUGUCUUGAUUGAUGAUUUUUAUAAGGGUGAGAAACGUAUUAUUUCUACUGAGUUUCGAAAUGAUGGACCAAUCGAAUAUACACUUCGUCUUUCCUCAACUAAGCUCAUUCUUACAAUGCCUGAAGUCAAUCUACCUGUAAACACGAUGAAAACAGUUCCAAUUGAAAUACAAAUGUCUACAAAUCCUCAUCAAGAAUUUGUACUCUUCAUUGAUUUUGUUAAUAAUAAACGUCAAUGUCAAUUAACAUUUGACUGUCAAACAGCUGAAGCUAAAUUGACUUAUUCAACACGCACAACUGAUAUUAAGAAAAUUAUUACAAUUGCACAAUCGGUUCAAAUGCAACAAAUCUGGAAUGCAGAUCGUCAUCAAUUACUACCUAUUGAACAUGAAAUUACAUUCAUGAAUGCGAGCAAAGCUGCUGCUACUUUGAGCUACAGACGCAUUGUAUCAGCACAAGAUCCUCGAACGCCUUUGGGAUCACAAUUUCAUAUUGAACCUGAUAAUCUUAUCAUUCCACCACAAUCGAAAGUACCUGUACGCUUUCUCUACCAUCCCGUUGAUUUAGGAAAGUUCGAUGUUCAAGUAGAAGUACAAACAAAUACUUCCAUCGAUUUGAUUAGUAUUCCGUAUUAUGUUGAAUUUCAAACACCGAUCUUACAAACGAUACCACGAACUGUAAUCGAUAUUGGAUUAAUACAAACUGGAAAGAUCUUCAAAGAAAACAUGCUGAUCAUAAAAAACAUUGGACAAAGAGAACUUCGCUUUGUCAUAUCGGAUCCUAUUCGACCAAAACCAUUUGUCAAAGUAGUCGCUCUACAAGAAUCAUCAACUAUUUUAACACCUUCAUCGAUUAAUCAAACCCUACGAGUCAAUCCUAAUCAACAACGUAUAUUUAGUAUUAUGAUCGAAUGUGAUGUAAUCGACAAUAGAUCCAUAUCAGAGAUAAUUGGACUUGUCGAAUUUGAACUAAUAAGUAUAUGUGAUCCAGUAAUCGAUAUCAAUGGGACACUAGUCAAUCGUACUGUAACGAUAGUUGUCGUUGGGCAUACGUUACCAUUACGUGACUUUGCCUUACCGAAAGAUCUCAAUCCAAAUUUAUGGUGCAAACUUCAACUGUUGCCUUCAUCGUGGUUGUAUCAACUCUGUCGAGAAUAUACAGUUCAUAGUUCUUAUACUUCAUUAGUGGCACUCACAGCCAUUGCUCAUGUCUGCGGAUCACAAAAUACGAAAGAUUCAUUACCAAAGACCAAGGAUGAAUGGUCUAUGUUCUGCAUGCAUCUCCCUCGUGAUAGACAACGAACCAAUAAGGAUUUGCUUACACUUGAUUUAUUCAGUGAUGAAACUACUGUGAACACAGCCAUUGACACAUUAGUCUCACUACUUCGAUCUUCAUUUACAAAUUAUCGAUCAUUUUUUUAUCAUUCGAGUUUAUUUCAUCGUUCGUUUUCAAAUAAUGAAUCUAUUCGAUUACAACUAUUUGCUGUAAUAAAUUCUGCAGCAAAUAUCGAUGAAGCUUAUGCAAUGCAGAGCUAUUCAGCAAAACUAUGGAAUAUCUACGAGAAGUGUUCAUCUGAUGAUGCUUUUCGACAAGCCAUCGAGUUCGUACAUCAAUGUAUUAGUAAUGAUUGUGCUAUACCAGAAAGUAUCCGUAUUUUUACCAAAUUCAUCCAUCAGAUAGUUCAACCUUCAACAACAGUCGAUGUUGCACAACACUUGUUGACUGUGAUUCCAUCCAAGAGUUCUUUUGGUGAAUUGAUGAUGAUAUCAACCAAUCCAUCAGAUCUUAAAUUAGCUUUACUCCUUGCACAUUUUAAUGAUCAUGUAAAAGAAAUAAUGAUCAAAUUAAUCAAAAAUGAUUGGCAAGCGUUACUUGAUCUACAUUUGAUGUUGAUCGAACAACAAAAUCCUAUAUCAGUACAACGAUCACUACUUGAAGCAGUUAAAAGUAUGCAUACUUUAUGGAACUCAUUGAAUAUCAAUAUAAAAUCUGAUUUACUUGAAUCACUCUUCACUGAUUACACACAGUUUAUUCCAAUUCUUAAACAAGCAUCGAACAAGCAACGAGUUCAAUUAAACGAUCUGUUGACAAUAACAGAAAUAAUUUUUAAACGCUUUGAACCAUCACAAACAUUUUACUUGAUUCGAAAUGUUUUCAAAGAGAUCUAUUAUUACGAAAUCUCUCAAGCACUAAAUUCUUUUUCUUAUCUGCCUCAUCCACCACCUAACCAUCUUGUUUCACAAAUUCUUGAAUUUCGACGAACACUAAUUGGUGAUAUGAGAAAUCCUAUGAUUCAUACGGGAAAUAACGAGACAUUCUGCGAUAUACUUCGUCAACUUGUCUUAGUCACUGCCUCUCAAUGGAUUUUCAUCAAGAAAUCCAUCAACGUUGCCUAUCAUCUACUUUGUGAUAUAGGUGAUAAACAUAUAACUUUGGUAUCUGUUAUUGCUCAAGUUCUUUCUCUUCUCGAUACUCUCAAUCCUGAUAAAAAUUGGUAUUCUAUCAGACAAUCGUACAUGCAUCUCUGUUCAACACCAACAUGGGAAACAAUACUCAAAUUCAUUGAUAUUCUUCACUGUCAUCAAGAAGCUGUUCAUCUUACACAAGCUCUGACUGAUGCCACUACAGAAGAAACAAUGGCUGAAACUAUCUUAAAGCUUUGUCGUCUUGUUUCAACAAAUGACGAACUAAAGUCACUUAAUGCACAUGAACCUUCGAUUCGUCAACUUUCAUCGAACAUAUUACCAUCAUCAUCAACUGACUUCUUCGAACGAAUUCAGUCUCUUAUUCCACCAGUAAUGCAACAGAAGAUGCAUGCUUACCUAACUUUACUGCGCUUAUCAUCUCAUUCAAUACUAGACGAAGAAAGUCAACAUCUUCUAUUCGAUAAUAUUAUUGCAUCAUGGUUGACAUUGUUCGAUAUUAAUUGUGCCAAAUCUCUUCGAUUUUUCAGUGUUAUAUCGUCUAUUUUGACGUCAUUUCUCGGUCUGGUGUCUACUAGAAACAUUGCUUUUAGUCAACAACUCUAUACGACGAGUCUAGCAUCAGCACUUUGCAUUCUUGCAAAUUGUCGUCAAAAUACUCGUGAAAUAUUCACCACCAAUUCAUCAAUUGGAUCUACAAUCAAUUUUUCAUCUAUUAUCACAGCUAUUCGUGAAAGUCUUACCAAGCGUAUUUGUGUUCAUCGAAUUCCAUCAUCGAACACUGAUCAGACAAUAUCUGCUUCAUCCUCAGUAUCACGAACAGUACUCACUAGAAUGACAUCAAUCGAAUGUCCUUAUUCUGAUGAGACACUAACAAAAAUGGAAAUAUCAGUAUUGAAUUAUAUCAAAAAUCUUUCUCAAUCAUCGAUUGUCUUUGUUGAAUCUGAUACUGUUCGUGAUAUUGUCGAUGCAGCACUUGUCACUCGAACACAGGUUACUCAGUGGUAUGCAAAUUUUAUCACUUUCAAUGUACUUGUGCACUAUCGAUCGAAUUCAAAUGACUUAAAUCAAAUCAAAGUAGGUCAUGAUAUUAUUCAAUAUGGUCUUCAACUACUUCGUCAUCUUUUUAUUGCAAGAAAAAUUCUUGAACCUACUUUUGCUCAUGUUGGUGUUCGAUUUUUGAUGAAAGAAUUAAUACAAAUAGAAAAAUGUUUACUUUCGUUAGCUCUUGAAAAGUAUCCAAUGAUGCUAAAGGUUCUACGUCAAUUGAAUGUUGAUGUCAGUCGAAUUAAAGUUGACUUCAAACCUCCUUCAAAUUCCAUUGCUCCGAAAGGUCGAUCUUCGAAUCAAUCGAAAUUUGAUAUUCUUCCACAAAUAAAUACUGCUCCACAAUCUAUAGGACCGACAAGUGGAUCUGUACCUGUAAUCAACAAUAACAAUGAUGCACCAAUAACAUUCGAUGAUUGGGAAAGUGCAAUACGAACAAGCAAUAAUGAACAGUUACAAGAUGCUUUGAAAUUAGCAAAGAAAAAACAAGAAAAAAAACUAAAAACAAAGAAAAAACAACUUGUCAAUUCAAACUUUCAAACAAAUGUUCAAAAUUUAGCAACUGGAAUGUUGGAUCAAAAUACGAACAAAACAGAAGUUACUUCUAUAAGUAGUGGAACAACUCAGAGUGAUAUAUCUCCAGUCGAUAUGAGUUUAAAUCAAGAGAUUAGUAUUGAUCUACAAAUGAAAGCCAUGCAUGAACAUUUGCAAAAGCAACCAAAUCUGAUUGAAAUGUAUGAAAAAGCCGAUUCUAAAGUUGCUUCAACUGUACCCGAUGGAAAACUUGAUAAUCGCUCUGUUCUAAAGUCAUCAGAGCAGCAUCAACAAUGGACUUAUCAAUUACUUGUUGAAGUACCAGCCAUUUCACGAAUGAUUGAUCUCAUCGUGCAAGAAUUUCGUUCUCAUUGGGAAAAACUCGAUCUUCUUGAUGAACAUGAAAUUCGCUGGUGUAUCAUGAUCGAUAAUUCAGGUUCAAUGAGUAUUCAUCGAAAUGCCAUUUAUGAAGCUCUUGUUAUUAUCAUGGAGUUAUUACGUAAACUUGAAAGGAAAUUUGCUGUUGCUCGAUUUGGUACACGAACAAAUCAGAAAAUUUUGAAAAAUCUCAAUGAUCUUUUUACUAAUCAAGAUGGACAAUAUGUUCUUGAAGCAUUAACCUUCGACGAAGGAACAUAUCCUGCAACAGGAUUAGCACGUAUUGCUGAUCGUGUCUUUCCAGUUGUAGAAUCAGAAAAAUCAUCAACUACAAUUGUGCAUCGUCUUGUUCUCAUGAUCACCGAUGGUUUAACACAAGAACGAGAUGAUGCUAGUUAUUCUCGUACAAUUACAAAACAUAAAAUCAAUCUUGGUUUUAUGUUCAUCGAAACAGUCGAUCAGAAUAGCAGUCAAGUUCUACUUAAAGGUUUAACACAAGCACAAAGUUGUAUUCUCAAAGCAAACAAUAUUACUGAACUUCCUCUCAAAGUACCUCAACUUAUGCAUGAAAUGAUCAAAGCUUGUCUAACAAAAACAUCUUCAUCAUCAUUAUUAGAACAAACAAUGAAAGAAUUACCAACGAUAAAUAUCAGAGUACCAACUAUCAAUGACGUUACAUUUGUUCAAGAUGUUGCUAAUGAAAAACAAUCCUAUAUUGCAGCCAAUCCAACUUCAUACACAAUUAGUAGUCCAACAGCCAACAUUCCAAAAUUAGCUCAAAUUCGAUCACAAUUAACAAGUUAUUUAUCACGCUCAAGUGAAUACACUGAUUAUGCAUCUCAUGCCGUUGAUUUACUUCGUCAAUAUUAUCAUACACUUAAAGUCACAUCUACUAUGCAAGAUAUAGAAAAGAAAUGGAUCGGUGAUGAAUAUCGUUUUUCAGGUUUGAUCGAUGAUCUAUCGACUGUUCUUGGUGAUCUUGUCUUUCCACUUAAUAAAUUUACACGUCGUCGAGCAGCAUUACGUGGUUCAUCAUUAUAUUUACCUGGUCUAAUCAAAGCAAUGACUACUGAAUGGAAUUACAAGAAAAUUUUCAGUGCCAAAUUAGCCGGUGGUAAACGAGAUCAUGCAAUGUGCCUUGUCAUUGAUGUAUCAACUUCUAUGUUCGGUACACUUAGUAUUGGUACAAUAGAUACAAUUGUUAUACUUAUUGCUGCUCUGCGUAAACUCAGUCUAGAGAAUUUUGGUAUCAUAGUUUUUGGUGAAAAUGUUCGUUUGAUUAAGACUAGUGAACAAGCCUGGGAUACUACAUGUAUUUACACAUUGAUUCAACAGUUACGUUUUGAUCGAGAUGAUGAUACUAAAGAUGCAGAUGCUAUCGAAGCUGCCAUCGAUCUUCUGGAUCACUGUUCAGUUCGAGGUGAGAAGAGAAUCUUUAUUCUGACCGAUGGUUAUAGUAACUGUGGAAGUCGACUAUCGAUCGUACAACAACGGGCUGAAGAUCAUGGUAUUGAUCUGCUUGCUAUGGCGAUUGGUAUCGAUCAAACUAACCUUAAAUCAGUCUACAAACGUUAUUUACAAUGUGCUACACCAUACGGAUUACCAAAAGCGUUGCGAGCUCUCUUCGAAAAUGAAACUCAAUUAUUUUCAUUAGAAUGGCCACCAAAUAUAAACACGGAUAGUAACAAAACUGAUGAUUCUAUUAUUACAAUAGAUAAUCUCUUUGAUGAUAUCAAAUCGAAGAAGAUUUUUCGAGAAUUGAUUGAAGAUUUAGUUGGCCAACGCGAUUUGAUGUUAAUCAACAGUGGUCAGCCACCAUCAAAUAUGACUGUUGAUAUUUGUUUCUGUCUCGAUUGUACUGGAAGUAUGUCACGAUGGAUAUCGGCAGCUAAAGAUCAAAUGAAAAGUAUCAUAGAAGGUAUCACUAAAUUGAUUGAAAAAGAAUAUCCAUCACUCAAACUACAAUUACGUUUUGCUAUCGUUGGUUAUCGUGAUAUUGGUGAUCAACCACAAUUUUUCACUCAAGAUUUCACUGAUGAUACUAAUCAAGUAAUUAAUUUUCUUAAUACGUUAAUAGCAAAUGGUGGUGGUGAUAUACCUGAAGAUGUACUUAGUGCACUUGAUCGUUGUUUAACUUUGACAAAUUGGAGUAAUACUAAUGCUCGUUUUAUUGUUCUCAUCACUGAUGCACCUGGCCAUGGACCAGAACUAAAUGAUAAUCUCAACAUCGAUCGACAUCCUCAAGGAACUGGUAUACAUACAGUGAAAAGUAUUUGUGAUCGUCUUUUAAAAAAAGAUGCAGAAAUCGAUCUCAUGUUUUGUCAAAUAAAACCAAAAGCAACUGCUAAAAUGGAAAAAGCAUUUCAAACUCAUUAUGAUGCUCAAAAGGAUGAAACAGGCAAAGUAUUCACUACAAUUCAGUUAUUCGAUGAUAAACAACAAGAAACACAAUCGUUUCAUUUCGUCUUUGUACUUGAUGAAUCAGGUUCGAUGGCCGGUGAAUGGAAUUCUUUGCAAUCUGCUUAUGGUGCAUUUUUGACACGACGUAAUGAUGAUCAAGGUGGAGAUGAUCAUUUUAGUGUUAUUCAAUUCGAAUCUAAUGCACGAAUUAUUUGUCAACAACAAAGUCUGUCAAAUACACCUCGUUUUCUAUCUAUGAAGGGUGGUGGUACAGACUAUUGUCAAGGUUUAAAUAAAGCCAAUCAAGCAAUUGCUGCUGAUCAUACAGCCUCAUCGGUCGUGAUGAUUUUCAUGUCAGACGGUGCCGAUGGCAGUAGAGAAGAUCCUGUAGCACUCAUACGUCAAUUUAAACAGAAUUAUGGAACCAAUCAUAAAUUUGUUUGUCACACAGUUGGUUUCGGAUCUGGAAUUGCUCGAGGAAGCAAAGAAGCACAAUUACUUCAAAAUAUGGCUUCAGAUGGCGGUGGUCGAGCCUAUUCAGCACUGACCGGUGCUGAACUUCAGACUGUAUUCAAUCAUAUCGCUGCAAACAGUACAACGAGUGAUGCACUUGUCGAACGUUUCUCGGCUAUCUUAGCACAAAAUAUAAGCAUCAAAAUUAUGGUCGAUUAUCUUUGA
This is a messenger RNA of Rotaria sp. Silwood1, 14553 nucleotides long. The record is from the annotation of a GenBank genome assembly. Lineage: Eukaryota; Metazoa; Rotifera; Eurotatoria; Philodinida; Philodinidae.